This is a messenger RNA of Schistocerca gregaria, 5091 nucleotides long. RefSeq names its product optineurin (gene key). Gene Ontology annotation, molecular function: K63-linked polyubiquitin modification-dependent protein binding. NCBI's taxonomy places the organism in Eukaryota, Metazoa, Arthropoda, Insecta, Orthoptera, Acrididae. The transcript has 13 exons. The record is from RefSeq and is a predicted model, not a curated record. Bases 171 to 1982 code for a protein of 603 amino acids. Gene Ontology annotation, cellular component: nucleus; cytoplasm. Gene Ontology annotation, biological process: regulation of canonical NF-kappaB signal transduction.
ACGCUGUGAGUAAUAGUCAUAGUUAGGUGUGGUGAUAUCACUGAUAACGUUGUUAAUAGACGUCUUCUACAGUUGGAUAAAACACGAGGAGGACAUUAAUGUACACGAGAAAAAGCCAUGGACCCAAGAUGGAACCUUGAGGGACACCACAUGUAAUUAAUUCCCAUCAGAUGAAGACUGACUGCUUACUGCACUGUGUUAAAAUGGUGAAAGUCAAUGAAAAGGAUGAGACUUCAAAAACUCCUGGACACGACCCACUUUCCUCAAUGUCAAGUGAAGGAUCGUUUGUUGUUUUGGGAACAUCACCUCAUGAAUCUGAAAGACAGCCUGCAAGUGAUAUUACUAUUGUCUCACAGCCACCAAGUUUUAAUGAACUUAUGUUGACAGAUUAUCAGACACCAUCGAACUUACCGGAACCACUAUCUGCUGACUUGAGUCCAGAAGAGGUUCACAAAAAGCUUGAAGAGGUCGUGCAGCACAAUCUUCAUCUGAAAGAGCUGUUGUUCCAGAAUAACCUAAGCUGGAAACGUAAUUACCAGAUAUUACUAACAUGGCAGGAAGAACUCUCAAAGCAGCAACAGAAGAAUAAUGAAAAAUUUGCAGAAAAUAAGGAGUUCACAAUGAAGUUGAUUGCAGAAAACAAGGAGCUAAAACGUUACAUUGAGGAAUCAAAACGAGGAAGUGACCAUGAAUUGCAGCUGGAAGCUGAAAAUGCUGAGCUUAAGAAAAAGACAGCAGAAUUGGAGAAAAGGCUGGCAGCAUCAAGUGCAAAGGGAGAAAAAACAGAAUGUGGAACACCAAGUAAGAAAGAACUAGAGUUGAGCAGUCUUGUAGAGCAGUUGAAUAAACAACUUGAAGCAGCAGAAAGAUCAAAACGGCAGCUAAUAAUGGACAAUGAGCGUCUGAGUGCCCAAAAAAGUCGAUUAGAGAAAGAAAUGGAUAAUAUAAAGGCUGAUCUAGAAGAGCUGAAAGUGAACUGUCAUAAGUUAGAAUUGGAAAGAGAAGAGCUGCUCUCCAGAUCAAAUCAUCUUGAUGAGAGCUCUACCUCUCCACAGCUGGAUGUGCGAAGUAAUGAAAAGACUGAUUUUGCUACUAGUAUGAAAAAUUAUGAGAGACGUCUACAGCAAAUCAAUACAAACCUAGAUGAUAAGACUGAAAGGUACACAACUUUGGACAGCUGGCUACAGGUAGCUGCUGACAAUGUUAAUCAGUGGAAUGGAAUCCCAAGUGCAGAUUCUGCUAUUAUAGCAAAUCUCAAGAAAGAAAUCCAUGACUUACGACAAUUAUUAAUAAAAGAACAGAGCUUUGGACAUGAUAAAAAAAUAAACUUAGCUGAAGCUCAGUCACAGUUUCAGAAAUUAUUCUCAGACUACCAAGAACUUUUAGAAGAGUGGGAAAAAUUUCAUGCGGAACAGAAAACAAAAGAAAAACAAAACAAUGAAUACCAUGAAUUUCAAGUUCGAGGAUAUGUUGAAAAAAUAGACAACCUUACCGCACAACUGAUGUCAAAAGAAGAAGCUCUUACACAACAGAAACAACGAAUUGAUGAACUGACUAAAGAAGUAAAGAAGCUUGAGCAAGAAAAAGAAGAAAUUCCUGUGCUAAAAGCCCAGGCGGAAGUAUACCAGUCAGAUUUUAUUGCUGAAAGAGAAGCAAGAGCUAAUUUGGCAGGAGAGAAAGAAAAAUUGGCUGAAGAUCUAAGAAAACUCCACCGCCACAACAAGGAGCUUCGGGAAGAAUUAGAGAAGUGUCGGCCUGACAGAGGUCGUUUGAAUAGUGGUUGGAGCACCUUUUCAGCUCCAGGAAGGCCUAGGGUAAAUGGCCAGAACCAGCAACAAACUUCAGAUGUAGAAGACAGACAGAGUGAAAGACAGGCGAACGACCUGUACCAUUGCCCAAAGUGCAACAUGAGUUUCUUUCUACUACAAGCUCUGGAACGGCAUGUGGAUAGAUGUCUGGAUCUGCAGAUGUUCCCUGAAUGAAGUGCCAAGAACAGCUAGAAGAUAAUUAAUUAAACAUUUAUUUUCAUGUAAAGAGACCUGCUUAAACUGUAUAUAGUCUUCUAGUUAUGAGAGUGGUUAAUAGCAUUUCCCAUAUGUGCUUGUACAGUGUUCAGAAACAAAUUCUAGUUAUGUUGCAUCAUAAAUAUUUUAUAAUAUAUUUGUCUACAUAAUUAUCCUAUUUGCAGUUUUCUACCAUCUUUAACUUUCUGGGGGACCUUUUUCAUUUCUUUAUUCUUUCAGUGGCUUUCAGGUAGACUUCAAAUUGGUGCUACGUGUUAGCACUCAGUUUCCUUCUGCAGCCCAUGUGCUACAUGUUCAGUUUGUAUUUUAUUUGAUGAAAAACUCUUCAUGACAUAAUGUUCGUACAUGGUUUCUGAAUAUUGUUUGAGGUGCUCCCAUAGUUACCACUUCUGUUGUAAACUGUGUAUGUGUGAUUAGUAUAUAUUUUAUUUUGCAGUUUUGUUCAGUCAUUGUCAUAUGGUGCAUUUGUGACCAUUAUCUUCUGUUAGUGUAUAAUUCUUCAGUGGAGAUUUAAUUCAGAGACAGAUCAUCAGUGAUGUAAAACAAAAUAAGUUAUUGAUAUCCCAUAUAUUACUGUAGCCUUUUUAUUAACUUUCACAAAAAAUUAAAAUAACUUUUUAGUUAGCACAGAGAAAUGAGGGAAAGCAGUUUUGCCACAAUCUACAGCUUGUACAAUGUGUUCAUACAGUCAUUUGGAAUUUACAGAUUCAUUACAAACCAAACCAACCAUGGUAAUUUUCAAUCAUUUGCUGCCUUUUUUUCUCACCUUUACUGAUAGCAAAUUGCUAAUAACUUUCAUUUUUACAUGUGCGAUCACUGUUAAAAUUUAGCAAUCAUGCUCAGAAAAUUGUUUUCAAGAAUAUUCAUUUCCCUACUUUUCCAUUAAUAUUUCCCUUUGAUUUUUGCCAAAUUGCACUCUACUGAUGAAAUUUGGUUCAUGACAUCACUUAUCAGUGUUUUGUUCUAGGUUGUGACAAAGUCAGUGAGUUGCAGUGCUUUUCUGAUACUGUGAUCGUAGUAUUAGCAGUCUACUAAGUCAGUUUAUGUCCAGGAAAGGGAAUUGACUGAGGUUUACUGUGAGAAGUUCACUUAGGUUUAUUGUGAGUGAAGAGAUCCAAUAAUUUGCCUGUUGUAACUAUAAUUAUUUGCUACAGAUACUGUUUUGUUGUAUGUAGCCUGCCAGUAUGGUCCUGCUUGCUAAAGGCAACUGUAGCUGCUUUAUGUAAACUGAAAUGAUAAGACACAUUGCCCAUAACAUUUACAGAAUGUUGAACUAAAUUUACAAAGGACUUACAAAACAUAUUCCUCUUAAUUUGUAAAUAUAAGAAAGCAGUUUCUCUUGCACUAAACAGUAGCAUAGAAUUUUAUAUACAUUCUGUUGAGGUACGUACUAGCAAUAGUAUGAAUUGGCUGCAUUUUCUUUCGGGUAUUGACAGUGUGCUAAUAACCUUAUCAUCUUUUUGCCAUGUAAUCAAAGUAUGGCUUACGUUUACCCUUAUUUAUUUUAAACAACAAAAUCAUUGUCAUCUAAGUUGUUGCUCUUGAAAAUAAAUAUGUAAUGCUACAGGAGCAUUUUUUAAUGAUAUACAACCACCUUCACUAUAAUAAUUCAAGCUGAUUCCAGUAGCACCAAUCUUUGCUAAUUUUCUGUGAAAAGGCUGAGGGUGUGAAAUUAGUAGCUGUGACUGAUGUUGGCAUGUAUUUCCUGUGCUUCAGUAUUUUGCAUAUGGCACUUUAAUGAAGCAGUUAUUUUGUAAUUUAUUUCAAACUGUUUUACAUUUUGGUUACAUUCUCUACCCACAAUAGGAUGCACUGCUGAGAGUGUGGCUGUAGUACCUAAUGAUCCUAAAUAUUGUAAUAGUUAAGACUCUUGUAAGAUUGGCACAAAGUUCCAUAAUCUGUUUUUCUCAAGAACAGUGAAGUAAAAACUUAAAGUGUUAAACAGCUUUUACCAACUAACUCGUAACCAAAACAUUAUUAACCAUUUGGAAACAUAUUGUUUCCAAUGCAAAUUAUCCACCAAGAGUUUGAGUCCAAUAUUGAGUUUAAUUCACAUGAACUAAAUUACACAGCUGUGGCUAUCUAUUUAAUAUCAUCAUGGUGCAGUAUGGUAGUUUGCAUUUUCUUUUUAGUCCAGUGGUUUGAUCUUUAUCCCACUUGAUAAUGUUCAUACAAUGUUUUGCAUUUAUUCUAAUAAACUAUUUAUAUGAACAGUCAAAUUUUCUCUCUGUCUGUAUAUGUUAAAUGUUAGGCCAAAACGUGAGGCUGCUGUAAUAUUAAGCAGCAUGCCGGUACCUUGUUGAAAUGAUUGUUGAGCUUAAGUAAUUAACAAUAACUCAUUUACUGGUAUGAGCUACAAAAAGUAAAAAUCUGUACACCUAGCAACAGAUACAACUUUGCUGUUUUUGGUCACAUUUUUCAUUGUUACAUUAGUUUCUCUGCUGAUACAAAGUAAAUUACAUGUAGCAUUAUAUUUCUUGUUACACAACUCAUUUCUUGUAUGAUUACAGGAUGUAUUCAUAAGUAUGUUUAUUAAAUUGCUACUGAGUUUAUUUUAGAAACUAGGAUGUAAUAUUUGACAUCUAUGGGAGUUCUCAAACUAAUUCCAUCAUUAUAAGAUUGUUCCUUGCAAAAAUUUGUUCCAAAUUUGAGUUGCCAGAGAUGUAAAUCUAGGAAAGAAAUGAGUUUCUUUUAAUGACCAGUCACUAUCUUUGAUGCUGUUGUAUAUUUUACAAUCACUUAUUAUUAUUAUUAUUAUUAUUAUUAUUAUUAUUAUUAUUAUUAUUAUUAUUGUUGUUAUUGUUAUCAUUAUUGACUAUCCUAGUGCUUCCAUUGGCUUCAUUAAUACUGUUCAUAUGAUGCCUGUAUUUUAUUAAUAUUUCAAAUUUUAUGAGCAGAUAUGUAUAUCACAAAACUAUUACAUUUUUAUUACAUUAAUAGAAGUCUUUCAUCCAUUAAAAACAUGUUUUAAACUGGAAAGCAACAUUUUAUACUCUUACCCAACUGUUCUACGAUGUAUUAAAUCUGUAAGUAAGGAGAAUUACAAAUAGAUUUCAUAUUUCAAACA